AUGGUUGUUAAUUGUUGGUUCUUAGUCCUUUGGAAUGGAGGAGUCACAGGUUACUUUCAGUCUACCAGAGGCUUGCGGCAAGGGGAUCCACUCUUGCCUUACUUAUUUAUCAUUGUAGAGGAGGUAGUCAGUAGAAAUUUAUCUAAACUGGGUGAAAAGUAUCGUAUAGGUGUUUAUGUGACCCACAGGGGAUAUCCACCUAUCACCCACAGUCUCUAUGCUGAUGACACCAUUAUCUUCACAAGAGAGUCCAAGCAAGUGUUAGAGAAAGUCAUGACAAUAAUCCGGAGGUACGAGAAGUGUUCAGGUCAAUUGGUGAAUAAGGCUAAGAGCUGGUUUUUCACUUCAGCAAAAGCUUUUCACAACAAAAUCCAAAUUAUCACAUCAACCAUGGGUUUCUUGCAUAAGCCUCUUCCCUUCACUUACUUUAGUAUACCAAUUGGUAAGGGUCAUGUGAAAGCAGAAGCCUUUGAUGGGGUUGUGCAGAAAGUGGUAGCAAAAAUUUUGGGCUGGAAAGGGAAAGUGAUUUCGGCAGGAGGAGUUUGGCGCAGGGAUCAGGUUAGGGUUUUUCUUGAGGAGGAGGUUCUCAGCAGUAUUCAGGGGUCCGAUGUGAAGGUCUCUAACAGCCAAGAUAAAAUAGUUUUGCUCCCUGAGGUGAAAGGGGAUUUCUCUAUAAAAUUAGCUUGGUCCUUCUAUAGAACUGCUCAUCCCACAGUGGACUAG
Nelumbo nucifera (sacred lotus) is the source of this 723-nucleotide messenger RNA. The record is from RefSeq and is a predicted model, not a curated record. Lineage: Eukaryota; Viridiplantae; Streptophyta; Magnoliopsida; Proteales; Nelumbonaceae.